Molecule: messenger RNA, 554 nt
Organism: Rotaria sp. Silwood2
Lineage: Eukaryota; Metazoa; Rotifera; Eurotatoria; Philodinida; Philodinidae
Source: the annotation of a GenBank genome assembly
AUGCGUUUUCUCAUAUUUUUCUUCAUCGUUUUUAUUUGUAAGAAAGGAAAUGCAUCACUAUAUCAAUGUAAUGAAAAUGCUGCAUGUGGAUGUUCAAUUAAGUUUACUCUUAUAUCACGUAUUAUUGGUGGUGAAAAUGCAGUUGAACAAACUUGGUCAUGGGCUGUUUCUCUUCGUUCUACUCAAGAACACUUUUGUGGAGGAUCAAUUCUUUCACCAUCAUUCAUUAUUACUGCUGCUCAUUGUUUCAAUGACAAAACUGAUUUAAAAAGUAUCACUAUUCUUGCUGGAUCUGUAAAUUUAAAACCCUCAUCAAAGGAUUCACCUCAAAUCCGUUCCAUUGCUCGAAUCUACAAGCAUCCAAAUUAUAACCCUAUUACGUACGAAAACGACUUGACUCUCAUUCACUUGUCUACUCCAUUAGAUAUGGGACAUGGAAAUAUCAAACCAAUCUGUUUACCAUCUGGUACUGUUCCUCAACCAUCAAACAAUAUUAGUAUGGUUGCUGUAGGUUGGGGUACAACAUCAACGUCGAUAGUUGUAGCUUCUCCAAC